Molecule: messenger RNA, 427 nt
Organism: Aspergillus saccharolyticus JOP 1030-1
Lineage: Eukaryota; Fungi; Ascomycota; Eurotiomycetes; Eurotiales; Aspergillaceae
Exons: 1
Coding region: 102-344 (80 amino acids)
Source: RefSeq, a predicted model, not a curated record
GCUGCGUGAAUCUGUGUCCAAAUUCAAAAAAAAGUUCUGGGCCUGAGACGCAAUCAGAUAGCGGCCAAAGUCGUUGUCUCUUCCUAUUUGAAACACACAAGAUGGUGGCCAUCAGUGAGGAAGAUGCUCCCUCGGAUAGGGUCAUCGCAAUGGAAACCGCCUUCCGGACGGCUGUGAAACUAGGGCAGAUUCCCGGGGCGGUCAUCAUGGCUCGAGAUUUCAGCGGUGAGGAAGGCCCCCUUGUAUUUCCGAGAAGACAUCAGCAUGAUCUGACUUUGACAAUGAGAGAUAGGCACUCUGAAUUAUACGCGCUGCUUCGGAGGGCGGACUGUGGUCCGCAAUGAGUGUAAUCGGCUGCCCCCUUUCCAGCCCACCACUCCCUGCCGGCUGGCAAGUGCCACCAAGCUGCUGACCACGAUCAUGGCGC